This is a messenger RNA of Amphibalanus amphitrite, 2459 nucleotides long. Its product is annotated as MRG/MORF4L-binding protein-like. Gene Ontology annotation, biological process: regulation of transcription by RNA polymerase II. The transcript is spliced from 5 exons. Gene Ontology annotation, cellular component: nucleus; NuA4 histone acetyltransferase complex. NCBI's taxonomy places the organism in Eukaryota, Metazoa, Arthropoda, Thecostraca, Balanomorpha, Balanidae. The record is from RefSeq and is a predicted model, not a curated record. The coding region runs from base 373 to 900 and encodes 175 amino acids.
CGUAGCACAAAUUGUAGCAUAUUAUAUUAUUUCAGAUUAUUGUGGGAGUCAAUUCUUGUAGGUUCGGUGCCUUAGCCAGCACUGUGCAGCCAUGUAGCUUUUCUCAAGGCCCUAUAUAUACUGAUGCCGCCUUGCUGCAGCCCAAAGCCCCAGCAGGCUGCAUUUGUCCUAUUAUUAUUCAUCUAUGUAAAUACUCUUCGUGCCAGUAAUAAGGUCAAUAAUGUCAAUGCUGUUGGGUAUAGCAAGGCGGCUAUGGCAUAUAGUCCUAAGAGUCGGUGAGAGGGUCAGCAGCGAGCGUUUUCGAGUGGCGGCGCUGCAGUGAGCAGUCGUCCUCUCCUGGCAGCACCGGCCAGCCUGACACUGGUCACUGCCAUGACUGCUGACCGCCGGCCGCACUCCCCCAGCCGCAGUCUCUCAUGGAGUGCCGAAACUGAAAUUCAUCUGUUUGAUGCUAUGACUGGCUAUAAACCGGUUGGGGUGAACAAGCAUUUUCAGAUGCUGAUGAUUCUGGAGCGGUUUUGUUCGCGGGUGCAGCAGGAUGUACCAGCCGCGGCCAUUUGGGAGCGUCUCAACCAGCUCUACGACAUGUCGGCGCUGGACGACCUGGAGGCGCUGCCGUUCCCCAACAGCCAGACAGAGUUCGGCCUGCCCGCCGACGAGUUCGAGACGCUCAUGGCGGCGCGACUGAGGCGCGCUGACCAGACGGCCGAGCAGCACCGCGACGAGCCGCGCCGCCGCCGCGCGCGCGACGACACGGGUAGCAGCUCCACGCGCGAGAAGCGGAGAAGUGACGCCGGCGACUCUGUGCGGAGAGCGCCCAAGAGGGCAGCGCGCGACAGCGCUGGAAAGGCCGCCAGCCCAGCCAGCACUCCGACCGCAAAACGAACGAGGCGCAUUUGAGGCGGACGCGGCGCGGCGGCGCCCUGAUCGAGGACGCCUCUCCAUCUGUGUGUGUAUGUGUGUGUGCGGUGCCGGCUGUGUCCGCCCGUCGGAGACCGUCUGCUCGGUGUGCUGCCGGACAGUGUGUGCUGCCGGACAGUGCUGCCGGUCAGCGUGUGCUGUUGGUCAGUGUGUGCUGUUGGACAGUGUGUGCUGCCGGUCAGUGUGUGCUGUUGGACAGUGUGUGCUGUCGGACAGUGUGUGCUGGCGGUCAGUGUGUGCUGCCGGUAAUUGUGUGCUGCCGGUCAGUGUGUGCUGCCGGACAGUGUACUGCCGGUCAGCGUGUGCUGUCGGUCAGUGUGCUGCCGGUCAGUGCUGUCGGACAGUGUGUGCUGCCGGUAAGUGUGUGCUGCCGGUCAGUGCUGCCGGUAAGUGUGUGCUGUCUGACAGUGUGUGCUGUCUGACUGUGUGUGCUGUCUGACAGUGUGUGCUGUCGGACAGUGUGCUGCCGGUCAGUGUGCUGUUGGUCAGUGUGUGCUGCUGGUCAGUGUGCUGCUGGUCAGUGCUGUCGGACAGUGUGUGCUGCCGGUCAGUGUGCUGUCGGUCAGUGUGUGCUGUCGGACAGUGCUGCCGGUAAUUGUGUGCUGACAGUCAGUGUGUGCUGCCGGUCAGUGUGUGCUGCCGGUCAGUGUGUGCUGCCGGUCAGUGUGUGCUGUCGGUCAGUGUGUGCUGCCGGUCAGUGUGUGCUGCCGGUCAGCAUGUGCUGCCGGUCAGUGUGUGCUGUCGGUCAGUGUGUGCUGUCGGACAGUGUGCUGCCGGUCAGUGUGUGCUGUCGGACAGUGUGCUGCCGGUCAGUGCUGCCGGACAGUGUGAGCUGUCGAACGGUGUGUGCUAUCGAACGGUGUGUGCUAUCGAACGGUGUGUGCCGCCGGACAGUGCUGCCGGACAGUGUGUGCUGCCGGACAGUGUGUGCUGCCGGACAGUGUGUGCUGCCAGUCAGUGUGUGCUGCCGGUCAGUGUGUGCUGCCGGUAAUUGUGUGCUGCCGGUAAUUGUGUGCUGUCGGACAGUGUGCUGUCGGUCAGUGUGCUGCCGGUCAGUGUGCUGUCGGUCAGUGUGCUGUCGGACAGUGUGUGCUGUCGGACAGUGUGUGCUGCCGGACAGUGUGUGCUGCCGGUAAUUGUGUGCUGCCGGUCAGUGUGUGCUGUUGGUCAGUGUGUGCUGUCGGACAGUGUGUGCUGGUGGUCCGCCCGGUCCGGUGGUUGCCAGGUCCGGUGGUUGCCCGGUCCGUGGCCAAUGUAUUGUUUGCGCGGCUGGCUGUUACUCUCCCGCCGCGCUGGUCGGUGGACGCCACUGGAGCGGCCAGCGGGUGUGGUGGCGGUGCGUGCACGCCGCGUGCCGCAUGCAGCAGCGGCUGCGGUCGGGGCGCGUGUGGCGCUGCCCUGUUAGCGGCGGCCCGUGCGCCUCCGAACCGCUCUCCAUUUGUGUCUGUAUUAGAGGAUAGAGCAGUGUCCUGAGAAAUAACGAGGACGUGUCAUCAUGAACACAGUUGAAUGGAAAAUAGACGGGAUCAAUGUCAGUA